Molecule: messenger RNA, 2845 nt
Organism: Maylandia zebra (zebra mbuna)
Lineage: Eukaryota; Metazoa; Chordata; Actinopteri; Cichliformes; Cichlidae
Product: neurturin
Molecular function (GO): receptor tyrosine kinase binding; growth factor activity; glial cell-derived neurotrophic factor receptor binding
Source: RefSeq, a predicted model, not a curated record
CUCUCCCUCCUCACCCUAACCCAUCUUCACGACCCGCAGAGUUGUUCUUGCUUGAGCUGAAGAGGAGACCUGCUGCUGGAAAAAAAAGGGUUCAAGUUUGCAAAGAAGACCACCAGUUCUGUAUGGGGAAGCAUGAAGACAUGAGUUUUCUGAAGUAAAACUGACCACUCAGUGGCUUCUCUAAACAUCCAGCUCUCCUCUUUUUGGAUGGAUAAGGCUGAAUGCCAUGAAAUGCAUGCUUAUAUUCAGAGGAAUGCUGAUUCUGAUCUUUGCAACUUAAAAGAUUUCUAUGGAAGUGCAAAUAUGAUGGAAGAAUAAUACACCCUUGGCUUGAAUCAAGUCAGGACACCUCCCCUACUUGCAGGCACAAGGAGUUGUGAUGAUUUUUAGAAAACAAGCAGGAGUACUGUCCUCACUCCUCGCCUGUGAUGAUGAUGGACUUACCCAGCCAGCACUCGCCUGUGGAGGUCAGCUGAAGACGACGCCACACAGCUAAGUCUGGAUUAGCCGGCCGAACGAGUUUCAAUGCUCCUCCACGUUCUAAGAUGAAGUUAUGGAAAGGUGCUACUUUUGCCUUCAUGCUCUGUGCUGCAGCCCUGUCCACCAUCCUCAUUAGAAACAUGGCCACCAUCAGACAGUUCAAGCUUAACACAAAAUAUCCAUCUUCACCCUCGUCGAGACCGUCUGCAUUAUUAGAAUCAGCAUCCAAGACCUCACCGCCAUCAUCGUCAUCGCCCUCCUCAGAAUCAAGGCCAGUGCCCCAACAGAUGGGUGAUCUGCAUCGGAGGAAACGCUCAACAGACGACAUGAAAUCUUUCCUCUCAGAGUUUACCAUGAUGUUGCAGAGCUUCACUGAGGGCGAGCUUCAGCACAUGGUCGGAACUGUGCUAGAAACUAAGCGAAGGAAGAGCCGGCGGCUUGCUAAGACCCAGGGCCGCAGGACUAAAAGGGCCCGAAAGCCCAAGUCGUGCACCGUCAGGACGCUCGAAGUGAAAGUUAAUGAACUGGGUCUCGAAUAUAAGAGCGAAGAGACUGUGCGGCUGCGCUACUGCAGUGGCAAAUGCGAUAAACACCGGGAAAACUAUGACAUGGUCAUGAAGCACAUGAUGACAGUGGGCUUCAGAGAGAAGGGCCGCAGGGACAAAGUUAGCAUUCAGCCCUGCUGCCGACCGAUUGCAUUUGAGGACUUUACCAUCCUGGACACAACAGUAAACCCCAGCCGCUAUCAGAACAUACACAACGUAUCUGCAAAGAACUGCGGAUGUGUAUGACCCAGAGAUAUGGACUUCUUUAUGCUGCUCUCUCUCUCUGAUGGAAGAGUCAUGGUUGCUGUUAACAGAAAAUCUAUGGAGUAUAAACUCAAUGAGAGGAAGAUGUGAAUAUGUUCCUGGAUGCUCCAAAGCAGCUUUUUAAAAAAAUAAUAAUUUUAUUUUUUUUUUGUUGGACAGAUAGACUAUGGCAUUUGACCAUCAGUCUUCACAAGCUGAGACAGUGUCACGUGGACACCAAGACUUGACAUGUACAAAGGCAGACAAUGGCUGCUUAAAUCACAAGUUUUUAUCUUUUCUAUCCAUGUAGUAACACUGUAAACUGUGGUGUAACAACAAUGUAGCAAGGUUUUGUUUGUGAUGUCAUAUUUCAGUAGUAAAUGAAACAGAUUAUGAUUUAUAAGCUGUAGGGGACCAGAUCAGUGCUGUAACUGGACUUCAUUCCCACCGGUGUUAAUCACAGGACACUUCAGCCUCGUGGCCUGAUUAUAAUGUUUUGUGAUCUGGCUUAAAGCGUGUUGUUAUUACAGGCCAUGACUUUGGUUCCCUACUUCUAUGCAAUGUUACUAACUGCAGUGUUAUUACACAGGUAAAAGAAAAAAGUGUUACUGAUUAGAAUUUGCUAAUGCAAAUCUAUAGCUCCAGGUUUCAUGCUCACGUUAAAAACUCCAGUGUAUGUCGAUUUGUGUUGAAUAACAGCAACAGAGCAAUUUAAACAUUUCACACAUCUGCUCCCUUGAGUUCUACUUUCUCAAAAUACCCCAGUCUAAAAUACGCAAUUACCCAUAAUUUUCAGGAAUUAUUUUCCCCAAAUAAUUGCCAUAACACACCAAGUCAAAUCAACACGCGCGGGAAUCCACAAAGUUACAUUCAUAAACAUCGCACGUAUCAGGUUGCCGGUGAUAUAACCCGUUUCAUUUUUGUCUCUGGGUGUCAUUUGUGAAUGUUUACACUUGCACGGUCAUUAGCUAAUUUGAGAAGCAGGUGUAAAAGAGAAAAAUGGUUUUAGUGAAAAACUAAAAACUUGGCAAAGUAGAUGCUAGGAUCUGAAGUGAUGUUCGCACCUCUCCAUAAAACCAUGUAACCUUUCUAAUCCAAAACCCACAGUACAGCCUUCCACUGGCCCUUCAAAUGCCUCCUUUGUUGUAUUGCCUGGUUGACUUUUAGGGGAGAAAAAGCUGUUGAAAUGAAUCAUUAAGCAUCUUUUUCACCUUCGCCGAUUUUUAUUUGGUUUGAACCCAUAGCAACUGGCUGAAGUAAAAACAUAUUAUGUCUGUCUGGUUUUUUUUCCUUUUGACUUUUUUUUUUCCGGGAAGGUGAAAUGGAGAUGCGGUGCAUCUUUUUGUUGUUGUUCUUAUUGUAUUUAUUUGGGAAAUAAAUUAUGGUUUUGCAUAUUUAUUUAGAUUACCACACAGAAAUGGGACAGCUUAUCAUCAUUAAGAAACUGUGCCAAAAAUGUUUAUCUUACAUUCUAUACUGACUGCUGAAUAAAUAUAAUUUCAGACGUAUGGAUGUUUAUCGUUUCUCCCAAGUCACUGAUUUUGGGGGUGUCAAAUAUUCUGUACUCAGAUUGUAUU